CAUCUCUGUGCGACAUAGAAUUGAGAACUUUGCGCGUUUGCACGGCGUUUUCAUGAAUGUACUGGGAUUCAUCAUGAAAAAAAUACCCUAAAAGUUAAAAUUGUGGGUGACCAUCACCAAUGCACGUCUUUUAAUAAAUGUAUAUGCUUAUAUAGCGUUUUAAAAUCACAGAGACUUGUCAUUGUAACGGAAUCAGCGCCAGACAGUGUUUUCAUAGCCGUGUGAGUAAAGCAGUCAACGGGUUUCAUUGUCAUGUAGCCUUUAGAAAAUUUACCUGAAAGUGAUAAGUUGAAGUGGUAGGAAAAUGAUUGACACAGAAAAGAUUCCCACUGGAGGGGAUGCAGCCUCUUCAAAUCUCUCUGAGAAGAAGCGAGAGAAUGAGAAGAAGAAGAGAUCUCGAGUAAAACAGCUGCUGGCUGAUGUUAAGAAGCAGGUGGAGUUUUGGUUCGGUGAUGUGAAUCUUCACAAGGAUCGAUUCAUGAAGAAUCUCAUUGAACAGACAAGAGAUGGGUAUAUUGACAUAUCCGUGUUGGCAUCAUUCAACCGAAUGAAGAAAUUGACUUCAGAUACCAAAUUAAUUGCCAGGGCUCUUAAAAACUCAGCAGUAGUGGAGGUAAAUCUGGAGGGAACACAUGUAAGACGAAAGAAUCCGCUGGGUGAAAGUCCAAAAGAUGUGGACGGCCGUACAGUUUAUGUGGAGCUGUUGCCGAAGACAGUCACGCACCUUUGGGUAGAGCGAGUGUUCAGCAAGUGUGGGAAUGUGGUUUAUGUUAGUAUUCCCAGAUACAAGUCCACAGGAGACUCUAAAGGUUUUGGAUUUGUGGAGUUUGAAACUGAAGAACAGGCACAGAAAGCUGUAGAGAUGCUGAACAAUCCUCCAGAAGAUGCUCCAAGGAAGCCAGGCAUCUUUCCUAAGACUUAUAGGAACAAGCCUAUUCCCUAUGAUUCUCUCCAGGAUACACAAGAUGAGGAAGAAGAUGGUAAGAAAAAGAAGAAGAAGAAAAGAACUCGAAGCGAGCUUAAAAACAGUGCUGUUGAAGACAUGGUGGUAGAUAAGGUGACGGACAAAGAUGGAGCCAAACAGGCAGAGGAGGUCGCCAAACAGGCAGAGGAGGUCACCAAAGAGCAGAAGAAACAAUCGGCGGAUGAAUCCAAGACAGAAAAUCCAGUUACGGUGACAAACACAGACAAGAAAGCAGAUAAGAAAAGACGAAGAUCCCGUAGUGCUGAGGCCUCAGCUGGAGACUGUCAGGAUGAGAUGCCGGCCAAAAUGAGAAAAAUUAAAGAGGAGGAAAAAACUGAGUCGACUGAGAUGAGAGAUUUGUCAUCUAAAGGCAGGAAUGAAGAACAUUUAAGCUCUGAAAAGAAAGAUGAUUCCAUUCUGAAGAUCAAGAGGAAGAGAAAGAAGAAGCACAAAGAGAGAUUAAAAGGAGAGGAGGUCAUCCCGCUCAGAGUCCUCUCAAAGAAAGAAUGGUUGAACCUGAAACAAGAGUAUCUGAUGCUGCAGAAACGCUGCAUGACACAUCUGAAGAAAUCAGUCGCUCAGAUCAAUCUGAAAUCAACAGACUCUGACAUUAUGGAGACUAAAGUGAAUGACAAUGAUGCAUCUUGUAAGGAGAUGGUUAAAAAAGAGCACGUUUCUGGCCCUGAAUUUGUGAGUGGCGUCAUUGUCAAAAUUUGCAAUGAUCAACCCUUGCCAAGCAAGAAGUCCAUCAAGGAUGCACUGUCUGAGAUUUCAGCUGUGGCAUAUGUGGAUUUUCUUGAUGGAGAUGCAGAGGGUCACAUACGCUUCAAGAGCCCAGAAGAUGCGAAGGCAGUUAUCACGGCUCGAUCAGAACUGCUGAAAAAAUACAACUGGAAACUUGAUCUUCUCUCAGGUGAUCAUGAGCAGAGGUACUGGCAGAAAAUCUUGGUUGACCGACAAGCAAAGCUAAACAGGCCUAGAGAGAAAAGGCGUGGUACAGAAAAGCUCAUUUCUAAAGCUGAGAAAAUUAUCAUCGCUCGGGCCAAGGAAGCAAGCAAGCACAUUCGUUUUGAUGAUCAAUGAGCGAUUGCUCAUCUCAUUUAUAAAAGCAGUUUCAAAUGACUUUGCCUGUGAAUUGUGACUAAGGUUUUUGUGCUCACCAGACCUGUUAUUUAAGAAAUUACUUGUACUUUUAGUAAUAAAUGAUUGAGUUUGUACAUUGCUAAAGUAGUAUGAUUUUUUUAUCCUUUAAGGAUUUGUAGUUUACUGAUCUCUCAAGGAUUCAGAUGUGUUAUUUUGUUUUGCUUGAUGUAUUUUUUUAUGUUUUCAGAUCCAAUUAGAAGAAUGUAUAUAAGAUAAACAUCAUUUGGUUCAUAUUUUAAAUCAACCAAACAGGGUUACGUUUAUUAAGAUGGCACCGAUGGAAACUUUUCCUGCUGUUUUGUUUGCUUUUUGGCCAUUUUAUAACAUUUUUAAUAAAAUUUCUUUCUGAAA
Messenger RNA from Paramisgurnus dabryanus, 2458 nucleotides. It is a transcript of the gene larp7, whose product is annotated as La ribonucleoprotein 7, transcriptional regulator. Gene Ontology annotation, biological process: RNA processing. Gene Ontology annotation, molecular function: RNA binding. Gene Ontology annotation, cellular component: nucleus; ribonucleoprotein complex. Lineage: Eukaryota; Metazoa; Chordata; Actinopteri; Cypriniformes; Cobitidae. The record is from RefSeq and is a predicted model, not a curated record.